AUCAUUCACCAUUUGUUAUCAGAAGACAUAAACAUAAUCUAAGUUAAGGUAGAAAUGUUCGGUUUGUGUGGUAGAGUAGUGUAGUAGGAGAGUGGUCGAGUCCUGCGCACCCCGUCGUUCACCUCCCCAACCCUUAACUAACGCUCUACGGCUUGGGGUUUGUCGUUUCCGUCGCAAUUCUACAACAGGGAGGUUUAUCGUGUGGUUUUAGUUGGUUUGAGUUGGAUUCUAUCUUUACAAUGUCGCGGGGCAGAGAUCGUGGUCGCCGCCGCACUCGUAGUCGGAGUCGCAGCAGGAGUAGAAGCAGGGGACGCAACAACUCUCCAGGUCGAAGAGGUGUGUCUGAUGUUACAUCUGACCCAAAGACUGUUAAUGCGAGAAUCUUUGUCGGAAGUAUCAAUGUUUCCAUGACUCGAGAGAUGCUAGAAGAAUAUUUCUCCAAGUACGGCAAAGUUGUUGGAGUGUCAAUCACAAGAAACAAAUUUGGGUUUGUGCAGUUUGCAGAUGAGGAUGAAGCUACAGCCUGCCUUUCUACUGGUAGCACUGCUUAUAUAAAAGGACAUAGAGUAGAUGUAAAACCAGCCAAAUUUGGAGGUGGAAUGGGCAUGGGUCCACCUCCUGGUGCAAGGCGGCGUCUUGGCAACAGCAGAGAAAAGUCUCCCCUACAAGGUAGGGGAGAAGAGGACUAUUACACCGAGUAUUAUGGACGUGGGACUCGAAGUGGCAGUCGUGAGCGUGACCGUGACUCUCGAGGUCAAGCUGAUUACGAGGACAUGUUUGAUGAUUACUACCGAGGAUAUUACCAGCGAUACGAAGACACCUACCAACAACACCCCGAGGCUCCAGAGGUAGACGGUCGACCUCCACCGGCACCAGUACCUGCUUACCCAAGUUACUCGGAACCAAUUGAUCCACUUGAUCCUAACAGGCCCAAUGAUGUGGAAAUUGUUGUCCCAAACAAAAUGCAGAGGGAUUAUGCAGAGAACAUUGAAGCACAGUUAAAGUCGUUGAAUAUGAUUGUCGACCUCUUGUUUCCACCGCCGGACAUCCCACCGUCACAAGUGUUAACAGACCUCAGCCAGCGACGGUGUCUGUACGCCAUCUUUGUGACGGGAGAUAAUGAGAACCAUCGGUCCCUGACACUAAACAUCCUUCAUAGCACCCCACAAGAACACCGCAACAUGCCGGUUGAUGAUGCUUUGCGUUUAAUUGAACAAAAUUUUGGAGAGUAUGUGAAGAAAGCCCGUCAACGGAAUAUUCGUGAAGUCGUGCCCCGAGAUAUUCGCAAUUUGCUCCAUGAUUUACUUGAGAUGCGUCCCCUCUCCAUGGGUGACUUGGACAAGUUGAUCAAGUACCUGAAGGAGCGUCAAAGUGUGCUGGUGGAUGAUCAAAUUGAGCAGAAGCGCGAGACUGCAGCAGGAGCCAGUGCAAGUCGACCCAUGGCAGUAACAUACCCUGGGUAUAAUUAUGGUUCCAACACUGUGGUGGGGUCAGACACACCCGUAAGUCAGAGUUCUUCAGCAGCAGGCACAGCCAGUGCUGCUGCUGCUGCUGCUGCCGCUGCUGCUGCUGCUGCUGUUGCUGCUGCUACUACUCCUGGUAGUGUCAAUGUAGUUCCCUCAACAGCAGCAGCUGCUAUUUCAGGUAGUGCCUAUCCAGGUUAUGGUGGCUUGGCAGGUGUACAUAGUGGGGCAUAUAGUGCAUAUGGCAUGACCACAAAUGUGCCAGUCACCCCUGUAGCUGCUCCCAUGAUGACACAUGGAGCUGUAGGGAGUACAGGAAACAAGCAGUCUGAGUUACAGGAAAGGAUCCUUAAUUUGAUGAAGGGUCCUUCUGCCGGUGGUGUACCAACUGGUGUACCAGCCCCUACAGGUGUACCCGCACCCACAGGUGUGCCACCACCCUCAGGGGUGCCUCACCCAAGCAUGGUGCCACCUACUUGGCCCACUGGCUUAUCCAGUCGUUCGAGCAAGACUGUGUCUUCAAAUAUAAAACCCACACAGUCUCAGGGUCAGAAUUCGCUUUUUGCCGCUUACAAUCCAUGGAACCAGUGAGGUUUUUGACAACUGUGUGUAAAUUACGUGUGUUUGCUUGCAAAAUUUUUUGGGGGUUUCCAUUUGUCACUGAAUGUUUGACAAUGGACUGAAACAGUUUUUCCUUCUGGUAUUAGCAGUACAGUAUAUCCCAAAUAAAAUUUCAAAGUAUGAAUGGUGUGUUUUUAGAUAAGAUAUUCUUAAGCAGAGAAACUUGAAAUCAGAAGUUACUUCUGAAAUUCUAAAUAGGAAUAUUUUUUAUUUAAGAGAAACUUUAAAUUUUCAUAUUAUUUUGGUUAAUGCCUGUGCUGUUAUGUAAUUAUGAUAUUCAUGGCAUUAGAUGGACCUGAGUUUUUGCUUAUACAUAUUCAAUUCAGGUAAAGUAAUUAUUGAAUGAGCUUGUUUGUAUUCAUGUGUCAGAAAAAGUAAACACAGUACAGUAUAUUAGAUUAUUGCAAAUGGUAAGGCAUUGUUUAUUACCAAUGAAAAUAAUUGGCAGAAAUAUCCCAAGUAUCUUGAGUUCAUUGUUCAGAUUUUCUAAAUCAUAGCAUUAGACUAUACAAUAUAUGUAUUGUUGCAGCCUUGACUAUAUUAAUAAUAGUUCUUCGGGGGGUUGGUUCACACAGUUUAGUCAUUGUAAGUAAUGUUUUUUCCUCUUUUGGAUGAUUAAUGACUUUAGUCCUCAGAUGUAAUUUUUUUUCAUAUUUUUUUUUUUUAAAUUGGUCAUGAUUUAAAGCUGUGGGGCAUUAUUUCUGUAACAUUGAAUUCAAUUUUGUCAGACGUCAUGGAGGAUAAAAUUUUUGAAGUUGAAUAAUUUUUCAGACGUUCGAUUAUUUGGAUACACUAAAAUGUAUGAAGGAAUUUUUAUAUAUAGAACAGCGUGCAGUAUAGUUUUCAUUUUCUCAUAAUUGGAAAUAAUUCUUAUGUAUGUGAAUGGUACAGAUUAUCUUGUUGUUUAUCAAUGUUGUUAUUAAUAUUUAUUUAUUUCACUUGGAACAUAAGCCAUACAAUUGAUGUGGCAACCAACAAAUUCUUCAUUGGUGAAAGGAUUCAGGUUUUAUGAGCCAGAUUUUCUUUGAAAAGUGGUAAAUAUUUUUGGAAGUAUAUGAUAAAUAAAUACGUUUUCAUAUGAUAUUCGUGGCACAAGACAUUUUUUGAAAUUUUGCCGAUUAUUUUCAUUUCGGCAGUUUAAUUUGGCCAGCUAAUUCAAAAGAUAUUUCGUCCGGUUACAUGGUAUUCUGCGAAUUUCAUGCCGAUUUCCCAGAUAUUCAAGUUCAGCAUGGCGUUAGCUGUGCAGUACUGUACUGUAUUUCAUGGAAUAGUGUCAGUAGUUUCCAUGUUCUGGAAAUAUUGAUACGGCCGUGAACUGUUUUUUUUUAUCACUUUGCAGAGCUUCCCAUGCAUUUAAUUAGAUCCUUUUAUUUGCAGCCGUAAGCAUUGAUCCCGAUUGGGCUCAUUGAAAAAGGUUUCCCUCCAUUUCUGUAUUUUAAACUGUGGAGUUCUCGUUUUACUACAUUUUGACGAUGUUGUAAUUUAGCAACAUUGAUGUAGUUUGUGGUUGAGAAGAAGGGUCCAGGAAGUAGUGGUGGUUGUGACCUGUUUCCUGUGUUAGUUUUUACUGAUUAUUUGUGAACAUUUUGCAGAUAUAUUAUGAAGACCCUCGAUAAUAUCACUGAAUUUCAUAACAUGCGAAUACGUUGUUGACAAUUUCAAGACCUGCGAUAAUUUGCAUUUAACAUUUACUGACAACGUGUUUCCUUUUUCUGGUGCACUCGCUUGCUGUAUUAAGCAUCCCACAAAAUUUAGUGCAUGGGAAAGGCUACAGGUAAUACCUGUGUGUGUGCAGAAAUUUGCUGCUGUUCAUUUUGUGAGCCAGAAUAAGAUAAACCCUCCUUUAUUUCAGGGUUUUAUGGCUUUUUUCAAUCUACUGUACUGUAAUUUAAAUGCAGUAUUCAGAGUGGAUAAACUUAUAAAUAAUUUUUUUUUUUUUUUUUACUGUACCUGUACAUUGAACUGUUACCACGUUAAUUUUGAUACAAUUUCGUGUCUUUGUGCUCUGACGUGUGAGGUAUUUUAAAUUUCUCAAAUUUUUAUUUAUCAGCGCAAAUGAAUUUCAUUGUUUUCGUGUCCUUUCCUUACAGCCAUUUAGCUCUUUGAUUCGGUUAGCUUGUGCUAACUCUGCAAGUUAUUUUCUGUUUCUUCAACAUUUUGGUAUCCUUAAUGGGACAUCUGUAGAAAGUUACACAAGUGUUGAUUAUGUCCUGCCAGAAUGAUGCAGCCAUAUACUAUAAGGCAGUUGCCUAAAUGUAAUGUUUUAUUCUGUAUUGACUAGAAGACUUGGGAAGAAAAUCUCUGCUGCUAGCAAGUCCCUUUGGUAAGAGGUAGGUGGUUGAUAUAUCUGCCUAUUGUCUAGAAUGGUGGGUAGUUGGUGUCACUGGCUGUGUACUUGGGAUGACAGGUUGUGUAGUCACACCAACUGCCCUGAAAUUCUAGCUAGCCUCAAUCCUUCAGUAAUAAAGUUCAUGCUGCAGUGUU
Messenger RNA from Homarus americanus (American lobster), 4568 nucleotides. RefSeq names its product nuclear receptor coactivator 5-like. The transcript has 9 exons. NCBI's taxonomy places the organism in Eukaryota, Metazoa, Arthropoda, Malacostraca, Decapoda, Nephropidae. Gene Ontology annotation, molecular function: RNA binding. Bases 240 to 2054 code for a protein of 604 amino acids. The record is from RefSeq and is a predicted model, not a curated record.